GGUUGAGCCCAGUUAUAUAAACGCCCCAUUACACGGCGUCUGUAGAGGGCGCUGGUUUUGUCAGAGGAAGCUGCAACGUUCAUAAAGUCACUGAGGUACGCAGAAUGAAGGGUCUUGUGCUGAGCAUCUUUGUCUUCUGUGCAGUUCUUGCAACUGCUUACAGCCUCAAGUGCUACGUUUGUAAGGGAACCGAAGAGGCCUGUAGCAAGAGCAAACUGGAAGCAGAUAAGGCUAGCAAAUCGGUAGACUGCCCAACCGAUAAAUGCAUGAGGCUCUGGGGCAAAAACGACGACGUAACUGAAGUGGUUAACUCUUGCAGCAGUAGCGCCCUCUGUACAGCUGCAGAAAAGGCUUGUGACAACGUCAAAGAGGGAAAAUGCGCAGUCGGGUGCUGUGACUCCGACUACUGUAACGCGGGCUCUUCAUUUUCUUUCAGUGUGAUCCUGAUGACCGUUACCUCUGCCUUGGGUCUGGCACUAUUGAAGUAGGCUGGUAAAGAAGAAGGAACCCUGGCACGUUGAUAAACGUAGUUUUUUUUCGUGGUGAAGUUUUCUAAUUUUAAAUGUGUAUAAAAACCUUACAGGUUUCAAAACAAGAAAGUAGAAAAGGAAAUUCGUCGUUGGCUUUUUUAUGUUUUUAUUAUCUGAUCUCAACCUAUCAAGUUUUUCGCUACUUUAUGAUGUAAUUUCAACGGUCUUUUUGAUAUUAAAUGGGUUCAAUUAAG
This is a messenger RNA of Pocillopora damicornis (cauliflower coral), 724 nucleotides long. RefSeq lists its product as uncharacterized. The record is from RefSeq and is a predicted model, not a curated record. Lineage: Eukaryota; Metazoa; Cnidaria; Anthozoa; Scleractinia; Pocilloporidae.